Dioscorea cayenensis subsp. rotundata (Guinea yam) is the source of this 1616-nucleotide messenger RNA. RefSeq names its product histone-lysine N-methyltransferase ASHR2. Gene Ontology annotation, molecular function: protein binding. NCBI's taxonomy places the organism in Eukaryota, Viridiplantae, Streptophyta, Magnoliopsida, Dioscoreales, Dioscoreaceae. Bases 40 to 1176 code for a protein of 378 amino acids. The transcript has 2 exons. The record is from RefSeq and is a predicted model, not a curated record.
GCACCGACUCUACUCUCAAACUCGUCGGUAAACCCGAGUAUGGCGACGGCGACGGCGGCGGCGGCGGUGGUGGUGGAGGUGGCCGCCGCGGCAUCACCGGAGCCUCUGGUGAAACUCGCCGAGAUUCCAGGCCGCGGACGAGCCCUUGUUGCAACCCGCGCCAUUAAACCCGGCGAGGUCCUGCUAUCCGAGUCGCCCCUCCUCCUCUACCCAGCCACCAUAGCCUCCAACUACUGCUCCCAGUGCUACCGAUCCCUCAGCGCCGGCGGUCACCGCUGCCUAGCCGGACCGCCACCCUCUCCAUGGCUCUCCGAAACCAUCGGUCGCCUCCGUUCCCAUGUUGGCGAACCAGACCUCUUCUCUCAGGCCUGCUUCCUCGCCGCCGCCUACGACCUCGCCGCCUUCUCUCCCUCCUCCUUCUCCCUUUUCCUUUCCCUCCAGGGCUCCCACACCGAUCCCUCCGCAUCAGUUCUCCACGCUCUUCUCUCCUCGCUCGCACCUUCCCCUCUUCCUCCGGGCUUCUCCCCGGACCUCACCGCUGCGCUGCUCGCCAAGGACAAGCUCAACGCUUUUGGCCUCAUGGAACCGUUCCGCGAGGAAGACUCUGGGGAGAGAAGGGUGAGAGCUUAUGGAAUCUACCCGAAAGCUUCAUUUUUUAACCAUGAUUGCCUUCCGAAUGCUUGUAGGUUUGAUUAUGUAGAUGGGGAUGGGGAAAACAACACUGCCAUUGUGGUAAGGGCUAUACAUGAGAUCCCGGAGGGUAGGGAAGUGUGCCUGAGUUACUUCCCUGUGAAUUGGAACUACAAAGAGAGGCAAGCGACGCUUCUCCAAGAUUAUGGUUUCAAAUGUGAGUGUGAUAGGUGCCAGGUUGAGAAGAACUGGAAAGAUGAGGAUGAGGACCAAGAGGAAGAGAUUGUGGAGAGUAUGGAUGAGGAGGAUGGGAUGGAAGGAAUGGAGGAAGAUAAUGGUGGUGUUGGUGGUGAAGAUGAUGGGGAUUUCCCUCAUGCUUACUUCUUUAUAAGGUAUGUGUGUGACAGGGAGAAUUGCGGAGGCACAUUGGCUCCUCUGCCUCCGGCACCCGGAGGGACUACUUCGAGUGUUAUGGAGUGUAAUGUGUGUGGCCGAUGCAAGACAGACGAUGGCUUUGGUGGAGAUGCUUCCAUGCUUGAUGAAUGAUUACUCUGUUGCUGUUUUGUAUGCUGUGUUAUAUUUUGCAGUGGGAUGCUGCUAUGAGCUAACGGCAUCAAAGCUAUGGUUCGAUCAAGCCUACUGCAUGGUAGUGCUAGGGGCAGCUGUUUCAGCUGUUAGCUCGAGGAGUUUGUAAGGAAUAAUCAUGCGAUUCAUGCAUACACCGAAGAGAAGGAAGUAUGAACUGAAGAGAUAAUCCCAAGAUGAGUAUUUCUGGUUUGUGAAAUUAGGUAGAUAGAUAAGUAGUGUGGUUUUGUUUUAACAUUGUUUGAGUUUGGGCAAACAUCUAGAUCUUCAGAUGUGUGUCUUCCUGGGCCUGGUUGUGCUAUAAACAGUUGAAAUGUUAUUGAAAUUGAGUUUCGAAGAAUGUUUUGCACUUCUGGAGGCAUCUAUUUGUUAUUAAAAAGAAUUAUGUUUCUUUUGUUCUC